This is a messenger RNA of Hevea brasiliensis (rubber tree), 2376 nucleotides long. Its product is annotated as pentatricopeptide repeat-containing protein At4g22760. Lineage: Eukaryota; Viridiplantae; Streptophyta; Magnoliopsida; Malpighiales; Euphorbiaceae. Gene Ontology annotation, biological process: RNA modification. The record is from RefSeq and is a predicted model, not a curated record. Gene Ontology annotation, molecular function: protein binding; RNA binding. The transcript has a single exon. Bases 158 to 1888 code for a protein of 576 amino acids.
UAGGCCUUACCGCUUUAGUCAUAAAUGGUUUAAAGAGGCCCACGCUUGCCUGACAACUUAGUCAUCAGACGAUCUGUCGUUUACCUUUCACUCAGAACCCAGAACUUGAGAAGGGAGAAGCAUCCUUGUAACUAGUCAUUUCAAGCUUGCAAUUGGGAUGCUGGUUGCUACAGUAACAGCCUUAUUGAACAGCUGCCCGACUGCUAAGCAGGCAAAGCAAAUCCAUGCACAGAUUAUUGUUUGUGCUCUUAAUAAUCUUGAGCCUCUCUUGGUUCGACAAAUCCUUCUCUCUGCUUCCACUUAUUCUACAACUGUUGCUCAAUAUGUCCUCAAAAUCCUUUACCAUUUGCAUUGUCCAGACGCCUUCUCAUGGGGUUUCACUGUUAGAUAUUUCUCCCAGCAAGCCCAAUUCAAGGAAGCCUUGUCCCUCUACUUUCAAAUGUUUAAACAAGGACUUUGUCCAAGCACAUUUGCUAUAUCGUCCGCUUUAAGGGCAAGUGCUAGGAUUGUAUGUAGGACUGAAGGAAUAUUAAUUCAUGCGCAAAGUUUUAAAUAUGGUUUCUGUGGUUGUGUUUAUGUACAAACUGCCCUCGUAGAUUUAUAUUCAAAAUUGGGUGAUAUGAACACAGCACUGAAGGUAUUUGAUGAGAUGCUGGUGAAGAAUGUGGUUUCAUGGAAUUCAAUUUUAUCUGGGUAUUUGAAAUUAGGGCAUUUAGCAGAGGCUCAGCGUGUGUUUAACCAGAUACCAAGGAAAGAUGUUGUGUCCUGGAAUUCAAUGUUAACAGGAUGUGCAAAAAGUGGAGAUAUGGACCAGGCUUGCCUUUUGUUUGAACAGAUGCCAGAGAGAAAUUAUGCUUCUUGGAAUGCAAUGAUUAGUGGGUAUGUGGACUGUGGGAAGAUAGAAUCAGCACAAAAGCUUUUUGCUGAAAUGCCCCAAAGAAAUAACGUUUCCUGGAUUACAAUGAUUGCUGGGUACUCCAAAUUCGGUUUUGUUGAAUCUGCUUGGGAACUAUUUAAUCAGAUGCCUGAAAAGGAUCUUAUCUCGUUUAAUGCCAUGAUAUCUUGCUUUGCUCAAAAUAACCGGCCAACAGAGGCCCUUAAAUUGUUCAAUGAGAUGCUUAAAGCUGAUGUAAAUAUUCAACCAGAUGAGAUGACUUUAGUGAGUGUUGUGUCAGCUUGUUCACAACUGGGGGACGUGAGGUAUGGAUCAUGGAUCGAGUCAUAUAUAAAAAAUUUUGGAAUCGAAUUUGAUGAUCAUUUAGUCACUGCUUUAAUUAACCUUUAUGCAAAGUGUGGGAACAUUGGUAAGGCGUAUGAGCUAUUUGAUGGCCUUAAGAAAAAGGAUGUGGUUGCUUACAGUGCAAUGAUCUUGGCAUGUGGCAUAAAUGGGAAGGUUUAUGAUGCGGUUAACUUGUUUACUGCAAUGGUGGAUGCUCAAAUCGAACCAAAUUUAGCCACAUUUAGUGGACUGUUGACUGCAUAUAACCAUGCUGGUUUGGUUGAAGAGGGCUACCAGUGCUUUAACUCCAUGAUGGAACACCAGCUUGUCCCUUUACUUGAUCAUUAUGCAAUCAUGGUUGAUCUUUUAGGGAGGGCAGGAAGAUUACAAGAGGCAUAUGAGCUUAUAGAGAGUAUGCCAAUGCGGCCUUGUGCUGAGGUUUGGGGAGCUUUACUGCUUGCCUGCGAGGUACAUAGCAAUGUUGACUUUGGAGAGAUUGCAGCUAAGCAUUGCUUUGAGUUGGAGCCUACUACAACUGGUUAUUAUUCUCUUCUUGCAAACAUUUAUGCCUCUGUUGGGAGGUGGGAUGAUGCUAGGAAACUGAGAGAGGUGAUUAAAGACAAGAAAUUGGCCAAGAUACCAGGGCGUAGUUGGACAGAAAUAACUUAAUUCUUUCACAUUAGGACAACCAUAUGCGCUCCAAGAGCUUGAACAUCACGGACUUCAACUUGGUUUUGCUUGUAAAAUCUAUACGAAACUUCGAGUUGGCAUGUCUCUUGGCCAGUCACCAGAAAGGCAUAGUGGGACCAAGACUGAGGAUAAAUAUGUCAAGCAGAAAAUGAAUAUAUUCAUUCCCUCUCUCAUUGUCCGAACUCAAAAUGGUUGCAGUGUUCUUAUCAGCGGAUCAUACUCCAUUUUUGGUGCAAAUUCCAUAGUUUGCAUACUUAGUAUGGUGCAAGCACCUGCCAUCAAUACCAGAAAAAUAUAUACAUGUACUAAAGCACUUUUUCACUGAUUUCUUCUUAUCAGAAGCUUGUAACCUGCAUCCCAUAACUAAUAUUUACAUUCUAUUUAUUUGUGAAGUGCAAUGAAUUAUACUAUUAAUACUAUUUGCGCUGAAUAUAUAUUUCUUGCCAAGAAGGGAAAUCAUAUUGUAA